GCGGAAUGUUUGUAACGGUGGUUAAGCAACACGUAUAUAUUAAUUAUAUGCUAUAGUGUGGUGUGAAGGCAUUUGUGUAGAUCCAGGUGCUCUAGGAGCACCAUUUGCUCCUGUACCUAUCUCACUCCGCCCACACAGGUAAUUGAUCUGACAGUUUUGCCUUAGAAAAGACAGUAUGAUGCUAGCACAAGUUCAGCCACGUACUCUGGAUACUGGGGUGUUCGUUGGAAACACUCAUAUAAAGCUGGGCAAUGUUUCCUCUCAGAUACAUUCUCUGUCCCAAGCACAGAAGAAGAAGAAAGUUAAAGAUAAGAAGACCAUCAUGCUGGGAGUUGAAUUCUGCAAGAGUCUCCAGUGGCAGAACUGGGAACCCGGGAAAGAGUUCAUUAGAACCCUCACACUGAAAAACGUCAGGCUGAAAACACAGAAAAUCAGAUUCAGUACUCCAAGCAGCAAUUACUUCACCACUCUGUACCCACAAACUGUUACUCUAAAUGCAGGGACAUCCUUCUCUCUUCCUGUAACAUUUCGCCCAGUGGAAAAGCGAGAUUAUGAAGAUUCCAUAGCGUUUGAUGUAGAGGACGGGACAUUCUCAGUACCUUUGCGUGCUAUCCUUCCACGUCACCAUCUGCACUUCCAGGAGAUUCUGCAGCUACCCAAUUGUGCUGUGUGUGGCACCUCUGAGGGCUCAUUCAUCCUGCAGAACACUACUAAUCUUCAGACUGUGUUCCGAUGGGAAGUCCCACAGCCGUUUGUCCUACUUCCAGCCAGUGGGGUUCUAGAGCCUAAAUGUGAGAUUCAAAUGAAGGUCCUGUUCCAACCGCAGGCUGCCCUGGUGUAUGAUGGGAUUGCAACAUGUUGGUUUGGAGUAAAUGAGCAACUUGAAAGGAGCAUUCGCCUAUUAUCUAUUGCCAAGUAUCCCCACCUAAUUGUGAGCAUCCCAGGAAACACCACAGAGAGUGAUGGGGGUCCCGGGCCAACGCUGCACUUUGGCCAUGUUGGAGUUGGCACAAUGUUGGAAAAGCACAUAGAGAUACAUAACCUUACAAUGGUAGAUUCCCCUUUCCGUAUAGAACAUGCAAAGCAGCCCUCCCAUUUGGACAGUAACUUCCACUGUGAAGUUGUGCAUGCUUUGGCACCAGCCCAAGGGAAACUGAAGAUCCCUGUGCAGUUCUGUCCACGUGCAGUUGGUGUGGAGAGUGUGGAUUAUUUCCAUCUGAUACCAGCUGGUAACUUCACCAAGACGGUAGUUAAGGUUUCAGGCACAUGUCAAGGUCCUCAGUUGUCUCUUUCGAAGCCCAUGUUGAACUUUGAUCUGGUGAAUAUAGGGAACAAGGUUUUGCGUACACUGGAAAUCACCAAUUCUUCAAUUGUGUCUGCUCACUAUCAGUUUGAUAUUGACAGCAGUGAAAGUGUCUUCUCUUUUGAUCGAUCCUGCGGCACACUGGGUCCAGGGGAUACCCAUAGUCUGCAUGUUACCUUCUCUCCAAACCACACGAUCCCUUACUACAGAAGGGUUGCAUGUCUCAUCCACCAUCAGGAACCUCUUUUUCUGGAUUUAAUUGGCACCUGUCACUCAGAUUUGGACACACCAGCUGUUCUUCUCCCAAAGCAUGUGUCAUUGUACAAGACAAACAGGGCACGUGGAUUUACUGGCUAUCCUCCUGAUAUACUGAGUGCUAUGCUGCAAGAAGGAAAGCUUAGCAUUGAUGCAGAAGGAGCUCUUGUACCUCUAACUCAGGAUGAAGAUGAGAAGCUGGUGGAAGGACCAGUUGACAUAGAUCCUGUGUCUGAAAUCUAUGAUGAUGGCAUUAGCACGUUUCCAUUCCAUGUGACUGCAAGCACCCGCGAGUUUGAAUUUGGCUGCUUUUCCAUACAUUCACUGGGCGAAAAGCUCCCUUUGUCAUUGACUAACCAUACAAAGGGCAAGCUCAUAGUAAUUUGGACCUCCAAGCAGCACAGUCCUUUUCGGGUCAGCCCAGAGUAUACAGAAAUCCCACCCCUGAAAUCCACCUCCUUUAGAGUUGUCUUCCAUCCAUCACAGCCAAACACACUCUAUGGAGGAGAACUAGAGGGCUUCAUGUUUUAUAAGGUCUUACGGGAUUACCGAAAUGUGGAGGAUGCCACAAUCUGCCCACCAUGGUGCAUUACAUUGCGGGCCAGAGGGCACACUUUUGAACUGGGACACGAACACUUUGUCGCUACCUGUGUGCUUGAUUCUCCUAAAAUGGUAUUUCCACCAGUAAAUCAGAAUGGGCAGGCUCUGCGUACCCUCUUGCUGCAGAACACCGGGACCUCUGCUUUGACAUAUUUAAUAGACAAUGAAAAUAGCCCUUCAGUCCAAGUGAAGCCAACAUCAGCACUUGUGGCCCCAGGAUACCACCAGGUUAUACUUUUGAGAACUGAGCCCAAUGACAGAAUCCUCACUAAGCAUUGUCUAUCAGUCCAGUUCAACUACAGCAAUAACUACAUCCAGAAUAUUGUUCUGUUUUCUCGUGCUGAAACCCCCCAGCUACUCCUAGAGCAAGAAGGUCGGCUCUAUUUUAAACCCACCUGUGUGGGUUGUGAGUCUCAGCACUUGUACACUUUAAAGAACUGCUCUAGGGUGCCACUGAACUUCAGAUGGAAUAUACAACAUGAAGACACGCCAUUUUUUUCAGUUAACCCAGCCAGUGGCAUUAUCAAACCCAAUGAAACAAUGGCCCAAAUCUGGACUUUUGUGCCACAGGAUGAAAAAAAAUAUACUGCUAAAGCAACAGUGAUUGCAUGGGUGGCCAAGGAUGGCUGGGAACCAAUAAAAAAAUGCCGUUAUGUCCUUCGUAUUACUGGGGAUGGGUGUGUUGGAAGCAUAUUUACGCAAGAAGAGCAGGUUGACCUGGGCAACAUUUUGGUUGGAAGCUUUCAGUCAUGUGACUUGAUGCUUUUAAAUAAAGGCGACUGCACUCUCAUAUAUUCUCUCAGUGCAAAGCAGGAAAUAACGGGCCCAUGUGACCUUGAUGAAGUCAUCAAUGACCCAGUCGCCCUGGAAUUUGAACAUAAGGAAGGGCAACUACCAGCCAGAGCCAAGCUCAGUUUUACAGUUACUGCACGUCCUGCCCGCAGGCUACAGUACCAAUGGACAAUAAGCUACCGCAUUCUCACCCCUAAAGCCCAGGAUCCAGAAAAUGCAGUCGGCAAGGAGCAGUUUCUAUGCUGCGUGACAGCCCAAGGAGUUUACCCUUCACUUACUAUUGUGGAUGCAUGCCCCGCUGGCAGUGCCAGCUCUCUCAGCAAAUUCCAGCUCUGGAGAUUUUUCUCAUUGGAGAGAAUGAAUACAUACCUUCAAAGUGACCCCACGCCAGAGGAGCUAAUAUACAGGGUGCCUACUCGCCACAGCACCAGCAGACGCCCUCACAUAAAUACCCCAGUGCUGCUUGAUUUCAACUUCGGGGCUGCACCUGUAGGAACAGAACCAUUUGUAGCUCUGCUCUUGCUGGAAAAUAAAGGCAUUGUGUCUGUGACUUGGGAUUUCUUGUUUCCUGCUGAUCAACAAAUCGAAUUGGAGUACUGGGCUGAAACCUGGGAGUUUAACCCAAGUGAGAUCCACCAAAUGCGCAUUCAAGAUAACAAACUGUUUUCUGUCAGUCCCAGAUCUGGAGUUCUUAGCCCCGGGCAGCAGCAGAGAGUGCAGCUAAUGUACAGGCAUGAUUUUGUUGGCACUGACCGCCUGCCUGUCCUGCUAAAGUUAUCACAUGGUCGGGAAAUUUUGCUGAACUUUAUUGGAGUGACAGUGGAAAGUGGGCAGCGCUAUGUGCAUUUUACUGGCACUAAACACACCUUUACUCCCAUGGCCAUAGGAAGUUCCAACCCCUCCAAACAGAUUUAUGAGCUGUUCAAUGGGGGCUCAGUUGCUGUAAUAUAUGAAAUUGAUCUGGAACCGCUGAGAAAGAUCCAGGAGCAGAACUAUCAUCACCCCAUAUUCCAAUGCCUGAACCCCAGAGGGGAAAUCUUGCCAGGUUCCACUGCUUGUGUGGAGUGGAUAUUUUCCCCACUGGAGGCAAAAACAUAUUCAGUGAACGUUCCUAUUCAUAUUCUUGGGGGAGACUCUGCACUUAUUACAUUUGAAGGGAUUGGCUAUGAUCGUAACGUCCUUGGUGAAUCUGCUGUGUUUGAGGUGUCGUCUCCGAUAGUGACCACACCAAGGCUCAAGGUGCCAGGACAGGUGGUUUAUAUAACCCAGCAGAAGGUAACAUUUGGGGAUAUGCCUGUGUUUUGCAAAUCCAGUCGUCUGCUGUUCCUGAAUAAUCCCUCUCAGAGUGAGGCAGCCUUCUUCACUUGGUACGCUGGGUCUGCCAAUGCCAGCCAGACACUGCAGGUCUCUCCAUUAUCUGGAGUGGCUAGACCAGGUGAGAGCACAAACAUCACAGUGACCAUCCAGACAGGGGAACAAGCUGCAUUCUAUAUCUUGGACCUUGUUUGUGAGAUUUAUAUGGAAAAGGCUUUGGCUAUGUAUGAAGAGGAAUUGGUAAGGUGGGAGGAAGAAGAGGAACGUCAGUCUGUGGAAUUUACAGUCAGUGACACAAAGAUGCAACCUUCUGGGACAAGCAAGAAUAUCUUGCCAUCAAGUGGAUUUGUAGAAGUCAAAGCCAACCAGCGUCUAACUGAAAUACAGAGGUACAAGACCCUCCCACCAAUCAAGAAUGCAGAAGCAAUUCCCCCACCUGCCAGCAGAGACAGGAAGAGUCGGAGGGCAGAAAAGGAAGCACAGAGAGUUUGGUCCAGACCAGAACCUCCUGCCCCAUUGCAGCUUCACUUGUUAGUGACUGGAAGAUCCUAUUACAUCCCGGAUUUUCUGAGCCAAUUCCAGAAUGACUUCCAGCGGCAUUUCCAGAACCAUAGAUUGCCUACUAAGCAGGCAGAGAGACCUGCCUAUAUGAAUCUUCAACCAGAGACUGGGGAAUCUGAAGUGAAUCCAAAGAAGUUGUCCCCAGAGACACAAGAAAUGGCCACAGACAUCAUGGCUUCGAUAAUCAGGAACCUCUUGGAUGAUACACAUUUCCAUGAAGAACUGGCACAGACACAGAAUGAUCCCCUGCCUUACUUCAGUCAACUGGGCAGCCAAGGAAACCUCCCUGCAAUGGAAACAAUUACAGGAAAUGUAGAAUUGAUCCCAUCUGAGAGAAAGGCCAGAACUCCACCAGCCAGUCAGGAAGAGCAGGAAAUGGAGGGCAUAACUACAAAUUCUCACAAAGCCCCUAAGGAAGAGUCCCAUGUAGAGUCCCAAAUGAAUCAGCACCCUUUGCAAGAUGAGGAACUGAAAGAGAAUGCUAAAAGGACUCCUGCAUUCAGUCAAAUGAUAGAGUCAGUUCUGGAGAACACUCUGCUGAACAUUCUGGUUGAAGCCAAUCGAGGAGAAGUGGUCCUUACAACCCGCCCCCGAGUCAUCGCCCUGCCACCUGUCACCCCAAGGGGGUUCAGCCCAACCUCUACAGCACGGAGCAUUUCCUUGGGACAGAAUAUGGCAGGCACACCAACUACGAAACAGCAGACUGUCGCAGACAGUCCAAGACCUUUCCCUUCAGCAGAAGGCCAAUAAUCAAGACUUGGGGCUCAUUUACAAAGGUGGUGUCUGUUAAAGUGUUUGCAAAAGUGCCAAUAGAUGCCAUGACAUUAAGCACCGUGAGACAUAUGAGAAUGUAUGUAAUUAACAGCUGCCUUUGACCAGUAAAGGCAAAACUAGCUC
Molecule: messenger RNA, 5722 nt
Organism: Xenopus laevis (African clawed frog)
Lineage: Eukaryota; Metazoa; Chordata; Amphibia; Anura; Pipidae
Gene: cfap65.L
Product: cilia- and flagella-associated protein 65
Exons: 33
Coding region: 176-5575 (1799 amino acids)
Biological process (GO): sperm axoneme assembly
Cellular component (GO): cytoplasm; sperm flagellum
Source: RefSeq, a predicted model, not a curated record